CGGGGAGGGAGAAUGUUUGGAAAAGCGUCCAUAUGUAAACAGACGGGGCACUGUGCCGGGUGUAGGGUUCCCACGUUCUGCAGAACGGUAGUGCGCAUUAGCACGUGUAGGCUGGUCCCGGGGGUGGCUUUGGAGGCUUGACCCAGGCUGGGGUAGGACGACUGAGUUAUAUGUGAACCUGGAGGGUGGUAAACAUGACUAGUGGUGAAAGUUGAACCGUGCUUGUGAGCCAAGGGAUCAGAUCUAAACGCAGAAGUGUGCAGGUGGGAGCGGGCAGGGUGGGCGCCUGGAGCCCAACAGGAUCCUGCGUCUGAAGCAAAACGGCAGAGGAAGUGGUGCAACGGAAUCAGUAGUGAGCCGCGUGCAUAUGCAUCCUCUGUCUCAUACUUUGUGGGAGCAAACGAGCCGCCGAAGCUGAACGAGCAACCGCCGUCCUUUCAGAAUUCCCAGGGAGGGGCAGCUGCGGACCAUGGGCAGCAUUGAACAGACAACGGAGGUCCUGUUGUGUCUGUCACCUGGAGAAGCUGCUGAGCUGAAGGAAGGAAUCAAUUUCUUGAGAAAUAAGAAGACCGGCAAAGAUUUCAUCCUGUACAAGAGUAAGAAUCGCGUGCGGGCGUGCAAGAACAUGUGCAAGCAUCAAGGAGGCCUGUUCAUAAAAGACAUCGAGGAUUUAGACGGAAGGUCUGUCAGAUGCACAAAGCACAACUGGAGGUUGGACGUGAGCACCAUGAAAUACGUCAAUCCCCCAGGCAGCUUCUGUCAAGACGAACUAGUUGUUGAAAUGGAUGAAGAAAAUGGACUUUUACUUCUAGAACUGAAUCCUCCCAAUCCCUGGGAUUCAGAACCCAGAUCUCCUGAACAUUUGGCGUUUGGAGAAGUGCAGAUCACGUACCUCACCCACGCCUGCAUGGACCUCAAGCUGGGAGACAAGAGGAUGGUGUUUGACCCCUGGUUAACGGGUCCUGCGUUCGCCCGAGGCUGGUGGCUGCUGCACGAGCCUCCGUCUGAUUGGCUGGAGAGGCUGUGCCAGGCAGACCUGAUUUACAUCAGUCACAUGCACUCAGACCACCUGAGUUACCCCACACUGAAGGAGCUGGCUGGGAGAAGACCGGAUAUUCCCAUUUAUGUUGGAAACACGGAAAGACCUGUAUUUUGGAAUCUGAAUCAGAGCGGUGUCCAGUUGACCAAUAUCAAUAUAGUGCCAUUCGGAAUAUGGCAGCAGGUAGACAAAAAUCUUCGAUUCAUGAUCUUGAUGGAUGGCGUUCAUCCUGAGAUGGACACUUGCAUUAUUGUGGAGUAUAAAGGUCAUAAGAUACUUAAUACAGUGGACUGCACCAGACCCAAUGGGGGAAGGUUGCCUGAGAAGGUUGCUCUAAUGAUGAGUGAUUUUGCUGGAGGAGCAUCAGGCUUUCCAAUGACUUUCAGUGGUGGAAAAUUUACCGAGGAAUGGAAAGCCCAAUUCAUUAAAGCAGAGAGGAAGAAGCUCUUGAACUACAAGGCCCGGCUGGUGAAGGACCUACAACCCCGAAUUUAUUGCCCCUUUGCUGGGUAUUUUGUGGAAUCUCACCCAUCAGACAAGUAUAUUAAGGAAACAAACAUCAAAAAUGACCCAAAUGAACUCAACAAUCUUAUCAAGAAAAACUCUGAUGUGGUAACGUGGACCCCACGGCCUGGAGCCACUCUCGAUCUGAGUCGGAUGCUAAAGGACCCAACAGACAGCAAGGGCAUCAUAGAGCCUCCAGAGGGGACCAAGAUCUACAAGGAUUCCUGGGACUUCGAACCCUAUUUGAACAUCUUGAAUGCUGCCGUAGGAGACGAUAUAUUUCUUCACUCAUCCUGGAUAAAAGAAUACUUCACUUGGGCGGGAUUUAAGGAUUACAACCUGGUGGUCAGGAUGAUUGAAACAGAUGAGGACUUCAGCCCUUUUCCUGGAGGAUACGACUAUUUGGUUGACUUUCUAGACUUAUCCUUUCCAAAAGAAAGACCAAGCCGGGAACACCCGUAUGAGGAAAUUCGGAGCCGGGUUGACGUCAUCAGACACGUGGUAAAGAACGGUCUUCUCUGGGACGACUUGUAUAUAGGAUUCCAAACCCGGCUGCAACGGAGUCCUGACAUAUACCAUCACCUGUUUUGGAACCAUUUUCAAAUAAAACUCCCUCUCACGCCACCCAACUGGAGGUCCUUCCUGAUGCACUGUGGGUAGAGCAGACCUGAGCUUUCCAGAGAUGCCAAACAACAUAGAAAAUUCAAGAAUUUACUGAUGCUACGUCUUGAACACAGGAAGCUUAUACCAAAGGGACUUAUGCCUUAUUGAAAUCAACGAUGGAUAAUUACAUGUUGCAUUUGUGAGACGUUCACAUAUGUUUGUGGAUCACUACAUAGCCAGAUAAUUUAGAUUCCAUACACAAUUCUCUAUAAAAGAGGUGAUGAACCCUACAGGAACA
Molecule: messenger RNA, 2444 nt
Organism: Neofelis nebulosa (Clouded leopard)
Lineage: Eukaryota; Metazoa; Chordata; Mammalia; Carnivora; Felidae
Product: cytidine monophosphate-N-acetylneuraminic acid hydroxylase
Exons: 15
Coding region: 470-2203 (577 amino acids)
Molecular function (GO): 2 iron, 2 sulfur cluster binding
Source: RefSeq, a predicted model, not a curated record